AUGAAAAAUUUGGAACUUCAACGGUAUAGUACAUCAAUUGCUGAUUUGCAUCGAAUUGUUACAUCAUUAUUAAAAAAAUUGGAUGAUCGAUUAAAACAAAAUUAUUUUGGUCAUCAAACACGAAUAUUAUUAAAUUCUAUGAAUGAAGAUACACAACAAGAACUGACUUCUUCUUUUAUUAAUUAUUUAUCAAGUAUUAUUAAAUACAUAAACAAGUAUUACGAUGAUCACCGUGUAUUAGCUGAAUCAGUAGCUAUUUUUGGAAUAACCGAAAUUGAUCAAGUUACAUUCGAUCAAAUAGAAAGAUGUGUUUCUGUUCGUAAUCUUGAACUUGAUCAUGAUAAAUUAUUUGAACAAAUGAUUGAUUUACAAUCAACUUUUAAAGAAGUAAAUUCUUAUCGCGAACCAUUAUUUAUUCAAAUAAAAAAAUAUAUUGGUAAUCAUGACGUCAAAAAACACAUAUUUGAUGCAACAUGCGAUGCAUCAGCUGAGGAUGAAGCAGUUGAUAAUGAAGAUGAACAAUUUCUUUACAAGACAUCAACGACACAACAUCAUCAAAAGAUUCGACUUGAUCAAGUUUGGGCAUAUUUAAUUGCAAAAACCACAACAAGUUGUGAUGAAAUAACAAAACUUGUUUCUUAUGUAUAUUCAAUUUCUUGUUCGAAUGCAUUUGCAGAAGGUGUUUUUAGUCAUAUGAAGCACUCUUGGACAGCUAGUCGAAAUCUCAAUGCUAAGUGA
Messenger RNA from Rotaria sp. Silwood2, 738 nucleotides. Lineage: Eukaryota; Metazoa; Rotifera; Eurotatoria; Philodinida; Philodinidae. The record is from the annotation of a GenBank genome assembly.